UUAUUAAGAAUAAAUGCUUGCUAAUGGUUAACCUAGUAAAGGAACAAAUAAAAUAAUCUACAAUAAAUGCCAAAAUAUCUUAAGGCGAUACAAUCGGCUUUCGCUGAGCGCCAACAGGCAAAGGCAGCCAAUCAGCUUUCGCUGGACGCCCUCAAACAGCCAAUCAGCUUUUCGCUGCUCAGCGUGCAGGCAAAUCUCCCGCCCCCGGCGCUCAGUCUGAGGCGGAGAGCGGAGAGUGCAGAGCUUUGCUGUUUGCUGUUGAAUUCCUUUAACUCCACUUCUGUUACGGGUGUUGUGCGUCUAUUCAAAUGUAGCUCCUCCUCCUCCAGUGAAGCUCCUCCUCCUCCAGUUCAGCUGUAAACACUGGAAUAUUCCCAUCAGGCUCCAGUGAAGAGUUGAUUGAAGGACAGCGAGAACAUGAGUGAUCCAGAACCCUGCAGAAUUAAACAUGAAGACACUGAACAACAAAUAGACCAAAUUGACGAGAAUAAAGAGAUUAAAGAGGAGGAACAUCUUGUCAAAAUUGAGGACAAAACUCAUUUACAGACUGAUGGUAUUAAGAGAAAGAAAAACUAUUUCAUCUGCACCCAGUGUGGAAAGAGUUGGGAAGAAAAAGCCAGUCUUGAAAUUCACAUGAGGAUUCACACUGGAGAGAAACCAUUCACAUGCACUCAGUGUGAGAAGAGUUUCAGUCAAUUAUCACACCUUAAUAAACACAAGAGGAGCCAUACUGGAGAGAAACCAUACACAUGCACUCAGUGUGGGAGGAGUUUCAGCAGCUCAUCAAACCUUAAUGUACACAUGAGGAUCCACACUGGAGAGAAACCAUUCACAUGCACUCAAUGUGGGAAGACUUUCAGCCAGUUAUCUCACCUUAAUAAACACAUGAUGAGCCACACUGGAGAGAGACCAUUCACCUGCACUCAUUGUGGGAAGAGUUUGAGCAGCUCAUCAAACCUUAAACAACACAUGAAGAUCCACACUGGAGAAAAACCAUUCACGUGCACUCGGUGUGGGAGGAGUUUCAGCCAAUUAUCACACCUUAAUAAACACGUGAUGGUCCACACUGGUGUGAGAGAGUUCAUGUGCUCGGAGUGUGAGAAGACUUUUAUUACAGCAGAAGGAUUGAAACGGCACCAGAGGAUUCACACUGUAGAGAAACCUAAGCCAUGAUCAGUGUCUGAGUAUCACUCACUCGGCACAGCUUAGUGGAUAUAAAGCUGCACACAUGACAUAAGUACAGCAAACAUUUUGUGUGGAAAGGAUGUGUCAUGUCUGAAUAAUGUUUGAAAAGGCUGAGUGAUGGUAAAGGGCAGGGAUCACCAAACUUGUUCCUGGGGGGCCAGUGUCCUGCAGAUUUUAGCUCCAACCCUAAUCAAACACACCUAAGCUAAUCAAGGUCUUACUUGGUAUACUUGAAACACUCAGGCAGGUGUGUUGAGGCAAGUUGGUGCUAAACCCUGCAGGGCAGCGGACCUCCUGGAAGCACCGGACCCCUGCUAUAGUGUUUUCCAACACUUGUAAAUGUGUUGUGCUGCUCAUGUGUACCAAUAAACACAAUGAUGGCAGCUAAGAAAGAACAGGGUCGUAAACAUUUGGCAAACAGCACCAGGGCUGCAGAAUCCUGCAUUUGUUCUGUUUUGAAGUGAGGAACGGGAUGUCCCUGGUGCUGCUGUUUACUUGUUAUCCAGCUUGACAAGCAAGACAAAGAAACCACACCUCAAAGAAGGCGGAGCUCCUGGAGACGCCCACUGAUUGCAUUAUCACCACAGGCCAAUAGGAGCUCAAAGGUGUUUAGGAGCCAAAACCAAUUUUCCCUAAAAUUUUAGCAAGCUGUUUCUAACUGCUUAAAUGAACUCAA
This is a messenger RNA of Danio aesculapii, 1861 nucleotides long. Its product is annotated as oocyte zinc finger protein XlCOF15-like. Gene Ontology annotation, molecular function: DNA-binding transcription factor activity; RNA polymerase II cis-regulatory region sequence-specific DNA binding. Bases 418 to 1173 code for a protein of 251 amino acids. Gene Ontology annotation, biological process: regulation of transcription by RNA polymerase II. The transcript has 3 exons. Lineage: Eukaryota; Metazoa; Chordata; Actinopteri; Cypriniformes; Danionidae. The record is from RefSeq and is a predicted model, not a curated record.